AGUUGGUGUUGAGUAACUCGCUUCAAAGUUGUGAAUUGCUGUCGAAUUCGUUUCCCACGUUCAAACAACGGCGCGGUCUUGGCCCAUCCCAGUAAAAGCAAGGCAGGAGACUGAACUGACGGUGACCUGCCAGUGCCUGCGAGACUGGACUUGAACCAUCUCCAUAAAAAAAACCCUCAAGUCGCCAAAAUGGAAAAUGGAGGUGACAACAACACAAUCUAGAGUGAAGGGGAUGUCGUCAGACAUCCCGAGGCCAGAAUUGGCACAACAAAAAGCCGUACAACCUUUGGUGCACUUGGUUGCUGGAGCGAGCGGAGGCUUGGUCACCUCGAUCUUAACCUCUCCCCUCGAUGUGUUGAAAACGCGCCUCCAAUCCGACCUGUACCGGAUUCCCUCCGCCAGCGGGGCGCACGCACUGCAUGCCGAAGCAACGCCCGCCGUUGUCGGCCGCCUCGGCGCGCCGUUACGGCACGUUCGGGAGACGGCCCAAAUCUUCGGAUUGAUACACCGCACCGAAGGCUGGCGCGCCUUUUUCCGAGGCCUCGGGCCAAGUCUAUCGGGCAUCGUCUCUGCAACGGCCGUCAAGUUCUACGUGUACGGGAACUGCAAAACCCUCGGGGCGCGCCUGCUGAACCGCCAAGAGGACGCCGCCGUCGUCCACGCCCAGGCCGCCGUCGCCGCGGGCAUCGCAACAUGCACCGCCACCAACCCCAUCUGGCUCGUCAAGACCCGACUCCAGCUCGACGCAUCACGGGCCCAGGCGGCCGGCGGCGGGGCGGCGGCGAGGCGGUACAAGAACAGCCUGGACUGCGUGCGGCAGGUCCUGCAGCAGGAAGGGGUUCGCGGGUUAUACAGGGGCCUGGGCGCGAGCUACUUCGGCGCGGCCGAGACGGCCCUGAACCUCGUCAUCUACGAGCAGCUCAAGUCGUUCUCUCUCGAGGCGCUGGGGGGUGCCAGGACGGAGGACGCCACCACCUGGGGCGAGGUCAAGCACUGGAUCAGCACCAGCGGCGCCGCGGGGGCGGCCAAGCUGGUCGCGACGCUGGCCACAUAUCCCUACGAGGUCAUAACGACGAGGUUGCGCCAGCCGAUGGAGAACGGAGCGCCCCGGUACGUCGGCCUCGUCCAUUGCGUGCGCUCGAUCACGGCCGGGGAGGGCUGGUCGGGGCUGUACGGCGGCCUGACGCCGCACCUGAUGCGCUCCAUCCCGGCCUCCAUCGUCACCAUGAGCGUUUACGAAUUUGUUUUGCGGUGGGCUGGCGCGUGAGCUGCAUGGUGGGGUGGAGGAAGGAGACAAAAGUCUCCAUUUCUCCGCUCAUUCUUUUUACGUUUGAGAGAGGUCGAGUAACAAGUGCUCUCUCGUGGUGGCAUUCAUGCAUAAGACGAUUAGAAGGAGCAUCGAGGCAGGUGAUGGUUCACGGGCAAUAUCAUACAUAGAGAUGGAUUGGGUAAUGUAAUGAAUGACUUGACGAACAAUCUACUCCCUGUUCAGAUCAUG
Messenger RNA from Chaetomium fimeti, 1498 nucleotides. RefSeq names its product mitochondrial carrier domain-containing protein. Gene Ontology annotation, cellular component: mitochondrion. Gene Ontology annotation, biological process: pyrimidine nucleotide import into mitochondrion. NCBI's taxonomy places the organism in Eukaryota, Fungi, Ascomycota, Sordariomycetes, Sordariales, Chaetomiaceae. Gene Ontology annotation, molecular function: pyrimidine nucleotide transmembrane transporter activity. The coding region runs from base 197 to 1267 and encodes 356 amino acids. The record is from RefSeq and is a predicted model, not a curated record. The transcript is spliced from 4 exons.